AUGGCAGAGCUAGCUCUAGGGAUUGUCGGUCUAGCUGGAACAGUUGAUGUCUGCGUCAAGCUGGGAAAAUAUUUAGUCCAAGCAUACAAGGAUUAUAGCCAAAGCGACGUCAAGCUCAAUGAGCUAUCUCUUCGUAUGGAGAUAUGCUGGCUUCGUAUCUCGAGCCAGCUGGAAGUCACGAAACACCUUGAAGGUGAGAUGGACGACGAACAGAAGGAUAUCCAAGAACGUAUUCUUUAUGUUCUUCAAUCCAAGCUACAUGCCGCUGUGGUCGUCAUUUCAAAGCCCGAUAAAGCGAGCUCCAAAACUGCCAAGAAGCUGUACUACCUGACUCUCAGAGAUGGUCUCGAACAAUCGGUGGCUGAACUUGAGUCAUGGCAAAAGAGGUUUGAGCCUACUUGGUUCCAGUUGGUCAAGGCUGCCCCAUUGACUACCAUUGACGGCAUGCAUAAGAACAUAUCACUUGGUAACUCCCGACAUGCCGCAGAGCCUACACUCGAGGCUGUGAAGUUUCGCCGUGCUUUCGAAGAUGGCCACCGACCCGUAUUCAUCGCGGAAAAGACUCUCGAGAGUCUAGAAAGACGGAGGAUCCCAUACUGCUCUGCUCAGCUUGCUGUUGACCCGACGGAGGGCAAGUAUCAUAUAAUAGAUACAGUCUCUGCCGACAUAGUCAAGGCAAAGGACGCGCGAGAUCUCGCAUCCCGUUUGCGAGACUCGAACCCGCUGAGUUCCGGAACCCUCAAGUGCAAGGGGAUUGUUCGGCAGACGAAACAAUCUAGCAUGGCAUUCAUAUUUCGAGUUCCAGACGGGUACACCAAAGUACGUAGCCUACGCGAACUUCUCCUUUCCGGCCAACCGCCCGAAUCUCUCACGAUGCGGCUUGAGAUGGCGCGUCAACUCGUGACCGCAGUCUACUUCGUUCAUCUCUACAAUUUUGUCCACAAAAAUCUCUCUCCCGAGACCAUUCUGAGUCUGGAGAAGGAAGGCGAACGAAAUGCUACUGUGUGCCUGGUCGGUUUCCAGGUUAUCCGUCAUGCAGAAGCGAAAACGAACACGUCCAAAGCAGACAGGAAGGAGAUCCUAUACCAGCAUUCAGCACGCCAGGGGAGCGAUUCGGUUGAUUUUAUAAUGCAGCAUGAUAUAUACAGUCUUGGGGUGUGCCUUCUUGAGAUAGGCCUAUGGGAGCCAUUAAUGACCUAUGCGCCCGAUGGGACACAACAAACCUCAAGAAUCAUCGAACUUGAACAAAACGAAUCGGAACAACCCGCUCCUAGUCUUAUUCAAGAGCAACUAAUCUCUUUAAGUCGGGGGAAGUUACGAGUUAUAAUGGGCGACAAAUACAGCAAGGUGGUAGACACAUGUCUAACCUGUCUGGAUGCAGGCAACACCGAUUUCGGUGAUCCUAAAGAGUUCCAGGAUGAGGACGGCGUCGAGGUUGGCGCGAGAUAUGUUAAGAAGGUCAUAGAUAUUAUUAGUGAAAUAUCUUUUUGA
Messenger RNA from Clonostachys byssicola, 1491 nucleotides. The record is from the annotation of a GenBank genome assembly. Lineage: Eukaryota; Fungi; Ascomycota; Sordariomycetes; Hypocreales; Bionectriaceae.